ACCACCGCCAAAGCACACCCUCAACCAGCCUCGUUACUUACACUCAGACUACACACUCCCAUUCAUGGCCCCUAAAUCACCCGCACAGUCGCUGCUUGAGAAGGCGGACAAGAAGGCAAACGCGUCGACAGGAUGGUUCGGCUCUUCGUCCACCAAAUUUGAGGAGGCUGGCGAUCUCUACCAACAGGCCGCCAACUCGUUUAAGAUCGACAAGAUGUUUAAAGAGGCGGGCGACUGCUUUGCCCGGGAGGCGGAGUGCAGGGAGAAGUGCAAGGAGGCAAACGAUGCUGCUAAUGCCUGGUGGAACUCGGCCAAGGCGUACAAGAGGGGUUACCCAGAGCUCGCUAUCCAGGCAUUGUCCCAAACUAUCGUCCACUUCACCCAAGGCGGUCGCUUCCGGCAAGCAGCAGAUAGGGAGAAGGAGAUCGGCCAGAUUUAUCUCCAGGAGCAGAACGACCUCCGACGAGCUUGCGAGAGUUUCGAACGGGCAGGUGAUUGGUAUGCCCAGGAGGAUGCGAUUGCUACCGCAAACGCCUGUUUCAAGGAUGCUGCUGAUCUUCAUGCCGACCUUGAGGAGUACCCUGCCGCUAUCGCUCGCUACGAGCAAGUUGCCGACCAUUCGCUUGGCUCUGCUCUGACCAAGUACAGCGUGAAGGAGUAUUGGCUCAGAGCCCUCCUUUGCUGCCUUGCGAUUCCGGAUGUCGUAACUGCGAGACGCUACAUGACGAAGUACAGCGGAAUGGAUACCACCUUCUCAUCUACGCGCGAGGCCAAGUUCAUUGGCGCCUUGAUCGACGCACUAGACGCCGGAGACCAGGAGGCCUUCACCGCCGCGGUCUUCGAGUUCGACCAGGUCGUGAAGCUAGACAACUGGAAGACAGCGAUUUUGUUGAAGAUCAAGAGGGGUAUCCAGGACGAGCCAGGGCUCACUUAGAAUUGUACGGAUGGUUGGAUGAUGCAGUGUUGUACGCUUACAUGGAGCGAGGAUGUUCGAGUUUGUCUUUACACGAAUCUAUGAGGACUUUAUUAUAUGGAAAUAGUACGGAUUCCCGCUACUUUAGUAGUGGGUCUUAC
This is a messenger RNA of Stereum hirsutum FP-91666 SS1, 1074 nucleotides long. RefSeq names its product vesicular-fusion protein SEC17. Gene Ontology annotation, cellular component: vacuolar membrane; SNARE complex. Gene Ontology annotation, biological process: SNARE complex disassembly; intracellular protein transport. Gene Ontology annotation, molecular function: soluble NSF attachment protein activity; syntaxin binding. The record is from RefSeq and is a predicted model, not a curated record. The transcript is spliced from 4 exons. Bases 65 to 934 code for a protein of 289 amino acids. Lineage: Eukaryota; Fungi; Basidiomycota; Agaricomycetes; Russulales; Stereaceae.